CCGGGCAGCCACGCGAACACUCUAGUGCUCCCUGACAGGAGACAUACUUCUGGAGAGGUAAGACAUUUUUGGUGAAAACCCUGGCUUGUUUCCGCAAGAAGUGUUACUUAUAUGCCCGUUAAUUAAUUAGAUCAGUCAAUCAAGUAUGCGCAUUGUUUGUUUGGCAUCGUGGUUCAGGAUGCUUGACUUUCACCCAGCUGUAAUUUUGAUCGAACUGUAUGUCCUUUUGAGAAUAGUUGUAUGUUGAAGAACAGCUGUUAAUAUAUAUUAGCAUAUAUGCUUCACUCAUCCUUUUGUUAUUCCGUGGUCUCCUUCCUGUUCACUACUCAACUAUACUCAAACCCAUACCAGUAUGACAGCAUACUUAGAUUCAUAAAAUUGCUUUCGCACUUUCACUUUAUCCAUCAAGUCAUUGAUUAACUUUUUGGGCUACAGUGAUGUAAUCUAAAAUCCUUCAUGAGGUUUAACGCAAUUAUAAGUGGCGUCAUUCGCUGUCCAUGGUGCUGAGAUUUUCUGCUAUGAUGUCCAGAUACGAGAUUGUCAAAAAAAGUCAAACCACUACUUUGUUAAAAGCAGGUAAUUCCCACUUUUAUGUUUACGACUAUGAACUAAAUGGUAUUCACCGUGAUCACAUGGAAUCAUGGUAUAUUGCCUCUCCAUUCCAUUAGGUUUAAAAUGGUAUGUAAUGCACUUUUAUUUUUAUUUUAUGAUCUCAUGCUCAGCAGGCAAUAUACAUGUUUAACCGCAUCGGACGUCAGAUAAAAAUAUUUUUUAUAUUUAAAGUGUGUUUGCAUUGACACGUCAGCUCGCAUGGUGUCACUGCUUGUGAACGUGAACGACUCUCGGUUGAACAUCCUCUACGUCAGUAGUUCAGUGCUGUUUCGCGUCAGGGUGCACUUGUGCUUCAGGGCAACGGCUUCACAUAUUUGAGUCGUUCACCAACAAUUGUCGAAUAUUGGCAACCUUUUUUGUUCAAAAUGUGUGUUCCUGUGUAGAAUCACAUUUUUAUUUCUAACCUUUUUUUUUUUUUAAUCCAAUAUGGCACGAGGAGGAUACAAAGCGUGGUUGGGGCGCCUGGCCGUUCUCAUUCUUUGUUUGAUUCUUACUUUUAAUAUUACUUCAGCACAGCUACGAUACUCGAUUCCUGAGGAGCUUACGGUGGGUGCUGUUGUUGGGAAUAUCGCUAAAGAUUUGGGGCUGGAUACCAGUGCUCUGAAUGCCAGAGGAUUUCGCAUCGUUUCCGGAUCGACCGAACCCUUGUUCCAACUCAACAAUAACGGCAUCUUACAUUUAAACCGAAAAAUUGACAGAGAAGAAGUAUGCCAACGGAUCAGCACCUGCAUUAUCAACAUAAAGACUGUGUUGGAGAAUCCGUUAGAGGUGCAUUACGUCUCAAUUGAGGUUUUAGACGUAAACGACCACUCCCCCACCUUCUCCGAAAACGAGACGCAUUUAGAGAUAUCAGAGUCUGCUUUACCUGGGGCGCGAUUUCAACUACAAGGUGCCCAUGAUCCAGACAGUGACAUGUAUUCGAUCCAACUGUAUAAGCUCAGUCAAAAUGACCAUUUUCGCCUGGAGGUUAAAGAUGGAGAGGAUGGUAAAAUUCCUGUUUUGUAUUUGCAUAAACCGCUGGAUAAAGAAACCGCAAGAAGUCACAGGUUACUGCUGACAGCCGUUGAUGGAGGAAAGCCUGCUAAGUCAGGAACUCUGAGAAUCAUCGUUCAUGUUUUGGAUGUAAAUGACAAUAUGCCGGUUUUCGCUAGGGACUCAUAUGCUGCCGUGCUGAAAGAAAAUUCACCCAUUGGCACAACUAUCAUGCAAGUAAACGCCACUGAUUUAGAUGAUGGCUUAAAUGGGGAGGUGGUCUAUUCAUUCAGCAAUAAUGUAAACAAUAAAUUACGUAAACUUUUUGAAGUGGACGCUAAUACUGGUGAAAUCAUUGUUAAAGGACUGAUAGAUUUUGAAGCAAAAGACAAGUAUGAAAUUAACAUUAAAGCAUCUGAUAAAGGACCAGUCCCACUAGCAACAGAAAAAAGUGUUGUAAUUACUAUUGUGGACCUGAAUGACAACGCACCUGAGAUUGAGGUGACAUCCUUUUCAAGUGCAAUUCCUGAGGAUUCCAAACCUGGAACGACAGUAGCGUUGAUAAGUGUGACUGAUAAUGAUUCAGGUCUAAAUGGAAAGGUAAUCUGUCAUAUCAGUGAGGACGUACUUUUUACAUUAACACCAUCUUUACAAGACAAUAUGUACUCUAUAGUCACCAAAUCUCUGCUGGAUAGAGAGCAUCAGUCCAAGUAUGAUGUAACCAUAACUUGUAAAGAUGCUGGUGAAAAAACGUUGUCAUCUUAUAGGACAAUUAGUGUCACUGUAUCAGAUGUGAAUGAUAACAGUCCAGAGUUUUCAACAAAUCCGUAUACUUUUUAUGUUAUUGAAAACAAUGUUGCAGGAGCCUCUUUAUUUUCAGUGAGUGCUUAUGAUUAUGAUGAGGGUGAUAAUGCACUCAUAUUAUACAACAUUUUGAGAAAUGGUAAUGAAAACAAAAAAAUCACAUCAUUUCUUAACAUUAACUCUGAAAAUGGAGAUAUUUUGGCACUAAAAAGUUUUGAC
Messenger RNA from Anarrhichthys ocellatus (wolf-eel), 2607 nucleotides. Its product is annotated as protocadherin-10-like. The annotation marks the transcript as partial. Gene Ontology annotation, molecular function: calcium ion binding. Gene Ontology annotation, biological process: homophilic cell-cell adhesion. The record is from RefSeq and is a predicted model, not a curated record. Gene Ontology annotation, cellular component: plasma membrane. Lineage: Eukaryota; Metazoa; Chordata; Actinopteri; Perciformes; Anarhichadidae. The transcript has a single exon.